Messenger RNA from Mytilinidion resinicola, 900 nucleotides. Its product is annotated as tRNAHis guanylyltransferase. NCBI's taxonomy places the organism in Eukaryota, Fungi, Ascomycota, Dothideomycetes, Mytilinidiales, Mytilinidiaceae. The transcript has 7 exons. The record is from RefSeq and is a predicted model, not a curated record. Gene Ontology annotation, biological process: tRNA modification. Gene Ontology annotation, molecular function: magnesium ion binding; tRNA guanylyltransferase activity. The coding region runs from base 1 to 900 and encodes 299 amino acids.
AUGGCGAACUCAAAAUACGAGUACGUCCGUGCGUUCGAGCAACCAGACGUCUUGCUGCCGAAUACGUGGAUUGUGGUGAGGAUCGAUGGGAGAGGUUUUCAUGGAUUUACGACAAAAUACAAGUUCAAGAAACCAAACGAUGUUCAAGCGCUGGAGCUCAUGAACGCAGCCGCUGACGGCGUGAUGCGAGAGUUGCCGGAUUUGGUGGUGGCCUAUGGGGUUAGUGAUGAGUUCAGCUUUGUGUUUCACAAGGAUUGCACGCUGUUCGAGCGGCGAGCGAGUAAACUUACUACUACGAUUGUAUCAACUUUCAGUUCGUAUUACGUCUACUUGUGGCCGAAGUAUUUCCCGGAUGCCCCUCUUACACCUCCACUGCCUAGCUUUGAUGGAAGGGCGGUGGUGUAUCCUAGUGCGAGGAAUUUGAGAGAUUAUAUGAGUUGGAGGCAGGUUGAUUGCCACAUCAACAAUCUCUACAAUACCACCUUUUGGGCUCUCGUCCAGCUUGGCGGUUUGGAUGCAAAAGCAGCGGAAAAAGAGCUCGUGGGGACUUUAUCUGCUGAUAAGAAUGAGAUCCUCUUUUCGAGGUUCAAGAUUAACUACAACAACGAGCCAGAUAUGUACAAAAAAGGGAGUGUGGUUUUUCGAGACUUCGACAUACCUUCCACGGCUCCAAACGCCUUGACGGAAGCGGCCGCAAUACCGCCAGCUUCAGCCUCCACAAAGCGGCUAUCCUCGCACCCACCCGAUGAUGCAGGACCUCCCCAGUCACUUUCGAAAACAGCCACCGAGAGAGAUCGGAAACGGCGUGUUAAAGCUCGCAUCGUUGUAGCACACAUCGACAUCAUCAGAGAUGAAUUCUGGGAGGCUAGGCCUUGGAUUCUGUCUGGAAAGGCUCCAUGA